UUGGUAUAUUCUUUUCUAUCCUGUAGUUUGUAGUUUCCCUGAAUCAAGCCAAGUAUCACAACUCUUUCUACCCAUCCUCUAUAUUGUCCCCUUUGUUCCGUGUUGAAAUAGAACCUUAAUUUAUUACUUAUUAUUAGAAUUAGAUUUUAGAUUGUUAGAUUAGUUAGUGAUUAGAUAUUAGUAUUAGACGAGAUUUUACGAAAAAUUUUUUUUUUUUGAUUUCUUUAUAGGAGAGGACAAAUCUCUUUUUUUCGAUGCGAAUUUGAUACGACAUAGGAGAAGCCGCCCUUUAUCAAAAAUUAUAUUAUUAUAUUAUUUUUAAUAAUAAAAGGGGGUUCCAACAUAUUAAUAUAUAGUGAAGUGUUCCCCCAGAUUCAGAACUUUUUUUCAAUACUCACAAUCCUUAUCAGUUAAUAAUCCUAGUGAUUGGAUUUCUAUGCUUAGUCUGAUAGGAAAUAAGAUAUUCAAAUAAAUAAUUUUAUAGCGAAUGACUAUUCAUCUAUUGUAUUUUCAUGCAAAUAGGGGGCAAGAAAACUCUAUGGAAAGAUGGUGGUUUAAUUCGAUGUUGUUUAAGAAGGAGUUCAAACGCAGGUGUGGGCUAAAUAAAUCAAUGGGCAGUCUUGGUCCUAUUGAAAAUACCAGUGAAGAUCCAAAUCGAAAAGUGAAAAACAUUCAUAGUUGCAGUAAUGUUGAUUAUUUAUUCGGCGUUAAAGACAUUCGGAAUUUCAUCUCUGAUGAUACUUUUUUAGUUAGUGAUAGGAAUGGAGACAGUUAUUCCAUCUAUUUUGAUAUUGAAAAUCAGAUUUUUGAGAUUGACAACGAUCAUUCUUUUCUGAGUGAACUAGAAAGUUCUUUUUAUAGUUAUCGAAACUCGAGUUAUCUGAAUAAUGGAUUUAGGGGCGAAGAUCCCUACUAUAAUUCUUACAUGUAUGAUACUCAAUAUAGUUGGAAUAAUCACAUUAAUAGUUGCAUUGAUAAUUAUCUUCAGGCUCAAAUCUGUAUAGAUACUUCCAUUAUAAGUGGUAGUGAGAAUUACGGUGACAGUUACAUUUAUAGAACCAUUUGUGGUAGUGAAAGUCGAAAUAGUAGUGAAAACGAGGGUUCCAGUAGACGAACUCGCACGAAGGGCAGUGAUUUAACUAUAAGAGAAAGUUCUAAUGAUCUCGAGGUAACUCAAAAAUACAAGCAUUUGUGGGUUCAAUGCGAAAAUUGUUAUGGAUUAAAUUAUAAGAAAUUUUUGAAAUCAAAAAUGAAUAUUUGUGAACAAUGUGGAUAUCAUUUGAAAAUGAGCAGUUCGGAUAGAAUUGAACUUUUGAUUGAUCCGGGUACUUGGGAUCCUAUGGAUGAAGACAUGGUCUCUCUGGAUCCCAUUGAAUUUCAUUCGGAGGAGGAGCCUUAUAAAGAUCGUAUUGAUUCUUAUCAAAGAAAGACAGGAUUAACCGAGGCUGUUCAAACAGGCAUAGGCCAACUAAACGGCAUUCCCGUAGCAAUUGGGGUUAUGGAUUUUCAGUUUAUGGGGGGUAGUAUGGGAUCCGUAGUCGGAGAGAAAAUCACCCGUUUGAUUGAACACGCUGCGAAUCAAAUUUUACCUCUUAUUAUAGUGUGUGCUUCUGGGGGGGCGCGCAUGCAGGAAGGAAGUUUGAGCUUGAUGCAAAUGGCUAAAAUAUCGUCUGCUUUAUAUGAUUAUCAAUUAAAUAAAAAGUUAUUUUAUGUAUCAAUCCUUACAUCUCCGACAACUGGUGGAGUAACAGCUAGUUUUGGUAUGUUGGGGGAUAUCAUUAUUGCCGAACCCAAUGCCUACAUUGCAUUUGCAGGUAAAAGAGUAAUUGAACAAACAUUGAAUAAAACAGUACCCGAAGGUUCACAAGCAGCUGAAUACUUAUUCCAGAAGGGUUUAUUCGACCUAAUUGUACCACGUAAUCUUUUAAAAAGCGUUCUGAGUGAGUUAUUUAAGCUCCACGCCUUUUUUCCUUUGAAUCAAAAGGAAAGCAAAAUCAAGUAGAGCACUAAGUUCAAUUAUUUUAUUUGUGUUUGUAGCA
This is a messenger RNA of Lycium ferocissimum, 2039 nucleotides long. Its product is annotated as acetyl-coenzyme A carboxylase carboxyl transferase subunit beta, chloroplastic. Gene Ontology annotation, molecular function: acetyl-CoA carboxylase activity. Gene Ontology annotation, biological process: fatty acid biosynthetic process. The record is from RefSeq and is a predicted model, not a curated record. The coding region runs from base 488 to 2002 and encodes 504 amino acids. Gene Ontology annotation, cellular component: acetyl-CoA carboxylase complex. NCBI's taxonomy places the organism in Eukaryota, Viridiplantae, Streptophyta, Magnoliopsida, Solanales, Solanaceae. The transcript has a single exon.